Messenger RNA from Alternaria triticimaculans, 1158 nucleotides. RefSeq lists its product as uncharacterized. Bases 1 to 1158 code for a protein of 385 amino acids. NCBI's taxonomy places the organism in Eukaryota, Fungi, Ascomycota, Dothideomycetes, Pleosporales, Pleosporaceae. The record is from RefSeq and is a predicted model, not a curated record. The transcript has 3 exons.
AUGAGGUUCUUUUCGCGGCUGCACCUCUGUGCGGCUCUUGCCAUUCUCAUGAUCUUGUACUUCACUUGGGUACAUUCCGCCAAUUUCGAAGACACCGUCAACACAGUAUGGCGCGGUAACGCGCACCGCAUAGUAGUGUUCGGCAACGAUUGGUCCGACACAGGAAGCUACCGCGUCUCUUCGCCUGUGCUAUCCGCAGUGGUAGCCCGCGACGCUGACCGAGGCGACCUAUGGGUGGAAACGCUAUGCAAAGAGCUCGCAUGCGACACGAUUGACAACUUCGCCCACUCCAAGCCAGCCGCGGCUGCACACAUCGGAUCGCUAGUCGACGCAAACGUCCACACGGAAACGAAAGGCGCGGGAAGCAACGAGAUAACCGUGACGUCGUUUGACUUCAAGACACAAAUGGAACAGUACGUCGCCUACGACAAGGGGCGACGAGUCAUCCCCGAACGCCUACGGAAAGGAGACGAAUGGACUUUCUUCACGGUCUUCUUUGGCCUGUGGGAUCUGCUCGAAUACUCUACAUUGGAGAAGCCUGUGGCCAUGUCCGCAGUGGACAAGAGCAUCGAGUCGCUCUUCCACAGUCUCGACAUCCUGGCCGAACACGCAGCCCACCCACCCAACGUUGUCAUACCCAAAAUGAUCGACGCCUCCUUCCUCCCGCAAUUCCAAGUACAAAAGAAAGCCAUGCGGGAAGCCGAUUUCGCAGUGACUCAGCACCGAAUGGUGUUUCUAUGGUCAUACUGGAACACAGUCUUAGUUCGGAAAGCUGCAGAAUGGAAAAACGGCGCCAUCUACAUGCCUGAGCCAAAUGCUAUCAUCAUGAACGAAGUCCGCGCCAAACAACUCCACUCGAGGCAGAUUUCUGAUGCGACCGGUGUGGGUGCCCAAGCACCGCUUUUCGAACAUGUCGAUACGCCUUGUUUGGAUGCUGUAAGGGGGAGUGGAUUGGUUAAAUGCUCUGCGCCAACACAGCACUUAUUUUGGGAUAAUAUUCAGCUCAGUGGGCCGGCUCAUGAACUCAUUGGCAAACAUGCCGCGAACUUGGUACGCGGGAAUCGGAGCAUCAAUGCUGUGCGUGAAAAGAGUGAGGAAGAGAAGAAGCAGGAAAACGAGCGAGCGCAGUUUAAGCUCAAGUUUCCUCCAGGGUAUUAG